AAAUGGAGGAUUUGUGUUUGUCAAGGUAGUUUUGUUUACGCGUAAAUUUUCAUUCGGUAUCAACUUCGCGCGCGUUUUGUGUGUGUCAAGAGGUAGAUGAAGGAUUUAAGAUGUCCCGCAAUCACAAGGACAAGUAUGAAAACUCUAACCCACGUCGUACUCACACUUUCAUGUCCACGGAGGAUGCAAACUCUGGGAAGAAAUCUUAUUGGCCGGAGUUGGAGAUAACAGGCAGUAUAAGAAAUCUGAGCCCAAACUUAUGGCAGUUAACACAUUUGACAGCAUUGUAUCUCAAUGAUAAUAGUUUGCAAAGGAUACCACCUGAAAUUGGUCGGCUGGUCAAUCUGCGUGCUUUAGAUCUCAGUAGCAACAAAUUACGCAGUUUGCCAGCAGAACUGGGGGACCUCAUCUACCUCAGAGAAUUGUUAUUGAAUCAAAAUUACCUUCGCGUGUUACCAUACGAAUUAGGAAAGUUGUUCCAGUUGAGAGUGCUUGGACUUCAGGGUAAUCCACUCAGCAAGGAAGUAAUGGCAUUGUAUGGGGAACCAUCAGGAACUCAUAAGCUGCUUUCAUAUAUGCUGGACAACUUACAAGGUGAGUCACGAGAAUUACUAAGGUUAUAAAUGGGUGAAUAAUUCGCAAG
This is a messenger RNA of Dufourea novaeangliae, 643 nucleotides long. RefSeq names its product CCR4-NOT transcription complex subunit 6-like. NCBI's taxonomy places the organism in Eukaryota, Metazoa, Arthropoda, Insecta, Hymenoptera, Halictidae. The record is from RefSeq and is a predicted model, not a curated record. Bases 111 to 623 code for a protein of 170 amino acids. Gene Ontology annotation, molecular function: protein binding. The transcript is spliced from 4 exons.